This is a messenger RNA of Ambispora gerdemannii, 1671 nucleotides long. NCBI's taxonomy places the organism in Eukaryota, Fungi, Glomeromycota, Glomeromycetes, Archaeosporales, Ambisporaceae. The record is from the annotation of a GenBank genome assembly.
AUGUUUCGAAUAUUUUCGCUUUUUGGAAAUACUCGAAGUCAUGAUAACAUCAUCACUGUUCCAACACGAACACCACCAGAAAAUCCAAAAAGUUUAGUUCUGCCUGCGGAAUGCCUUCAAGAGAUUUUCAAAUAUCAUAGAGACGACCCAUACACACUCCGUUCAUGUUUGCUAGUUAACCAUUACUGGUGUCAGCAUGCAGUCGCUAUUCUAUAUCGUAAUCCGUUUGAGCUAGCUCGUAAACCAUCGCCAAAACUUGUGCACAAUUACUUAAAUUUGCUUGACAAAGAGGUGAAGUCUUUUCUACGCGAGAAUGGUCUCGAUAUGCUCUCUAUUGAUCCAACGAUAACUUCCUCGAUAAAUUAUCUUGCCGCAUUUCGAACACUCUCAUACAAAGCGAUAUACGAUUGUGUGUCACGACUUGUGCCACAGAAACAUCCGAAAUUUUCACGUCCAUGGAUGAGAAGAAAAUUUUGUCGCGUCGUGGUCGAGGAACUGUGUAAAUACUUUGUAAAGAAUUGCCGCAUGUUGAAUGACUUGUCGUUUGAUACAAAAGAUAUGAUUUUUUAUAAGCCAGAGAUAAAAAUGCCCUUUCCUAGUUACCCGGGUGCUGAUUUAUUAUUACAACAAAUUCGAAGAUUCUCAUGCGGUGGCGAAUACGAUAAAGGAGAUUUAAUGCAUGCAAUGUCUGUGUCAUGCAGAAACCUUGACACGCUCGAACUGAACUUUUCGAGUUUUGAUAUGUACAAUCCAAAAGAUGGCAAUCGACGAGAUACAUAUCAAAUGUGUAUUCUUAUUAUAGCACAAAGAAAUCUGCAAAAGAUUAUAAUACGCGAAUCUUACUGUUUUCUUGCUGAUUUGAUGCCUGCAUUUACUACUCAAACUUCUUCACUGACUCAUAUUGAAUUUAUCAAUGUCCUGUUUCAAACUUCGGGACCACUUGAAGUUGUCGCACAAUGUCAUAAACUAGAAACGCUGAUAUUCGAAGAUUGCAAUAAUCUCACAAAUGAAAUUUUAGCACCACUAGCAAAAUCAUCUUUCACACAUCUCAAAAAACUAACCUUCAAAAAUGCACAUCGUAAAGAACUCGACAAUUUGAUCCCGGUGAUUGAAAACACCAAUGGAAGUAUACGCGAAGUGCGAUUCCGACGACGGGAAUUUCGCAAUUCAGUAGUACAAAGUGUGCCUGACAUACCGCCUGUGAUUAUCGCAACGGUCGCGAAAUCUUGUCCGAAAUUAAUCUCGUUCGAGGGACACAUCGAACAGGAAACAAUGCAACCGUUUGUCUUACUAUUAGAAAAUUGUUUACGCCUUGAGCGAUUGGCAAUUUCUGUCGAGGACCAGUAUGACGAAUUUUUCCGGUCAAAAGUUGCGUCGCUUUUAUCCUCGACUUUAUAUCAUUUGACAAUUUCUUGGAUGGGUAAUUUCUCGGUGAAUGAAUUGGACCUGUUCCUAAGUAAUUGUAGAGCCUCGUUAGAGACUUUACAAUUGGCUACCCCGUGUUAUAUUGAUGAUUCGUUUUUGACUGCAAUCAUGCAUUACGCACGAAGAACUAGAACUUUAAAACGUAUAGCUUUGUCCCGCAAUGCUCAGGUAACUGAGGAAGGGAUUGAAAAAGCGUGUGCAGUCAUUAAUUCUGUCACAAAAAUCGGUGAAUGCUGCGAAUGGUGA